AAAGGGAAAUGUGAGACCAUGAAAGAGGAAACUCACCAAUCGCGGGCUCCCCUGGGCAAACAACUGUCUGAGCUGCGAGAAAAACAAGUCCUUUCAAAUCAGCACUUUAAAUCUGGGCUACAGUGCUCACUCCCUCCCCUCCUGCAAAUACCAAUCCAUCCUCAGUGAACUCAGGCUGCAGCACCUAGUCAAGAUUGCCUGAGUCCUCCAUGACAACACACAGUUAACAAAUGGACCGUAGGAUGAGAGAUUACCUGGAUCAGCAAGUGCCUUAUACCCUAACAAACAAUCAACAAGGACAUGGCAACGUAGACAGAUGCUGUUUGCCUAACAGGAAAAAAUACAUGGAUACAGAUCUACCUCCCCAGGAAUCGGAAGAUCUGUUCCAGGAUCUAAGUCAGUUUCAAGAGACCUGGCUAACAGAAGCACAAGUGCCAGACAGCGACGAGCAGCUUUUGCAAGAUCUGCACUCUGAAAACCUUGCUUUCCAUAGCCCUACAGUAAAAAUAAAAAAGGAGCAGCAAAGCCCUUGUUCAGACGCAGCUUUAUCGUGCAGCCAGAAACAACAGUAUCCAUAUCGGAAUGGAGAGCAGUGCCUUUAUGCCAGUGCCUACGACCAAACAAGACAGGUCAAUAUCAAGUCUCAGAACCAAGGAACUCAGAUGUCACCUCUACACCACUUCUCCAGACAAGAGCGCGGCUUUGUUAGUCCACAGGGCUCUUCUCAAACUGUUUCAACAGGCGGCUAUCUCAUGGAACACAAUUCUCGGUACCAGCAGCCCUUGGAGAUGUGUCACUCCUUUCCAUCCACACACAACAUGAGCAGAGAGUCUCCUGCCAAUUAUCAGCGCCAGGUGUCUGAACCUUGUCUUCCAUACCCACAACAAGGCUUCAAGCAGGAGUAUCAUGACCCUAUGUAUGAACAGGCAAACCACAUGAGCACCAGUCGAUCUCACAGAUACCCAUCCAAUGUGGUCAUCAAGCAAGAGCAGACAGACUAUGCAUAUGAUUCAGAUGUUCCUGGUUGUCAGUCAAUAUACAGAAAUGCUGAAGGCUAUCGGAAUAUUGAAGGCUAUGGGUAUGAAAAACAGAUGAGAUCUUUCCCUGAUGAUGCCUGUGUAGUACCGGAAAAGUUUGAAGCAGGAGAUAUUAAACAGGAGGUUGGUGCAUACAGAGAUGGUCCUCCCUAUCAGAGAAGAGGCUCCCUACAGUUGUGGCAGUUCCUUGUGGCUCUGCUGGAUGACCCUACAAACUCUCACUUUAUAGCGUGGACUGGCCGAGGAAUGGAGUUUAAAUUGAUUGAACCAGAAGAGGUAGCCAGACUGUGGGGCAUGCAGAAAAACCGGCCAGCCAUGAAUUACGACAAGCUCAGCCGGUCUCUGCGUUACUACUAUGAGAAGGGAAUAAUGCAGAAGGUGGCAGGAGAGCGCUAUGUCUACAAAUUUGUUUGUGAACCUGAAGCUCUAUUCUCUUUGGCUUUCCCGGACAAUCAGCGACCUACCCUGAAAUCAGAAUUUGACCGUCAGAUCAGUGAAGAAGACACCGUCCCAUUGUCGCACUUAGACGAUAGUGGCGUGUACCAUCAAGAUGUAGGAACAGUCCCUUCCCAGAAUUACAAAGGCAGCUACAACUAUUAGCUCCCACCAUUUAAUCAUGUAUAUAUGGGUACAUUUGGUUAGCGAUCAUAUGAAUGUAGACGCUUUUUUUUUUUUUUGUAUUUUGCUAAAAAUCGUUUAAAACAAAAUGGACUUGAGCAAGUAGUGCCUAAAAGGAUGCUUUGCAAACUCACUGUUGCACCUGAGAGCUUGUAACAUUCUUUUAAAUGGUACAUAUCUCUGCUUCAGUGUAUUUGGACAUCAGAUUUUAGAUUUGCUUAUAAUUGCAAAAUUUGAGUGCAAGUUGAUUUCAGGAAAAUGCAUGUUUAUAUGCUCUAAAGCAUCGAGGACAGACCUUUCUGUGGGUUUUUUUUUAAGGGAAAAAAAAACCUUUUCAGUGGCAUUUCUUAGCAGGAAACACGUGGAUUCCUAUAAAAACAGCAUAUCGAAUCAGUGCAAUAAUCUUGGAAUCUACUAUUGCAAAUGUUGCUUUUUUAAAUUAAAGCUCCUUUUGAAGGAA
Molecule: messenger RNA, 2115 nt
Organism: Bombina bombina (fire-bellied toad)
Lineage: Eukaryota; Metazoa; Chordata; Amphibia; Anura; Bombinatoridae
Gene: ETV4
Product: ETS variant transcription factor 4
Exons: 13
Coding region: 231-1637 (468 amino acids)
Biological process (GO): regulation of transcription by RNA polymerase II; cell differentiation
Cellular component (GO): nucleus
Molecular function (GO): DNA-binding transcription factor activity, RNA polymerase II-specific; sequence-specific DNA binding
Source: RefSeq, a predicted model, not a curated record